Molecule: messenger RNA, 1540 nt
Organism: Anopheles cruzii
Lineage: Eukaryota; Metazoa; Arthropoda; Insecta; Diptera; Culicidae
Product: zinc finger protein 492-like
Exons: 1
Biological process (GO): regulation of transcription by RNA polymerase II
Cellular component (GO): nucleus
Molecular function (GO): RNA polymerase II transcription regulatory region sequence-specific DNA binding; DNA-binding transcription factor activity, RNA polymerase II-specific
Source: RefSeq, a predicted model, not a curated record
AAACAACACUCACGCACUCCCGCGUACCAGUGUGAGUACUGCCCGAAGGCGUUCAACAGUGACAGCUGCUGGAAAAUUCACAUACGGGCGCAUAAGGGUGAAAAGCCGUUCCCCUGCAGCAUUUGUGGGAGGACUUUUGGAACUCCGUACAACCGCAAGGUUCACGAAUUGCGACACCAGAAUAAGCGAGAUUAUCAGUGCGACAAGUGUCCGAAGGGCUUCUUUUCGCCGAAGGAAUUGCGCUCCCACCAGAUACGGCACAUCAAGGUUGGCCUACGGACCUUUCCUCAGUUAGCAGAGCUACAAGAGGCCGAACCAGCAAAAGAGGAGCUCCUGUCAAAGGCGGAAGGCUUCUUCAAUGAUCAUCUUUACGAAACGGUAGAGAAGCAGUGCCCAAAGCAGUUCUCUUGCUCGAGCUGCUACAAGUCGUUCCACGAUAAAUCGCAACUUCGGCUACACGUUAAGCGAAUGCACAGUGCGGUCUCUCUAAGCAAGUCCAACGUGCGGUUUCCAAAGAUUGAUAGGGAAACUGCUGAAAAACAACUGGCCUCGAUUCUUUAUUCUGGUACUUCGUUCGUGUGCGACGUAUGCGCAAGAAGUUUUCGAAGCGGCCGAGGUCUGCGGCAACAUCUGUAUGUGCACAUCCGUGGCGUGAAGGUGCAUCGCUGUAGUCGUUGUCCGAGAGUGUUCUUCCAGAUCGGACACUUGCAGGAACACGAACUGACGCACACCGGCCAGAAACCUUUCAGUUGCCCCGUCUGCGGAAGAUGUUUCAAUCGAAACUAUAUCAUGGAACGUCAUCGAAGAGAACAACAUCCAGAGGAAAUGAUUGCGGAUGGUUCACAGGAAAGUAACCCGGAAAGCGAACCACUAAUUGUAGACCUCGAUGAGCCUCUUGAGACGGACUUUGUACAAGAUUCAGUAGGAAUCGAGACAAGAGCGAUGGACCGAACAGAUUUACUAAUGUUGAAAGUGAACGGGGCGGAAGCAGGGAACGAAACGAACACUGAUGCGAACAGUCCCAAAAAAGUGCGAAAAAAGGUUCGAUUUUCGGACGUAUUGGAAGUGGAAUACUUCAAUCCAAAUGAGUUUCAUAUUCCGAGAACACCAAAGCCUAGUAAUAGACCAGGUAUACUCAAGGGGAGCUUGAAAACCGGAAAAGUAUCACUGAAACCGUCACCAGAAACCAGCGCCGAUUUAAUGAUGCAACCAACGCCUGCAAACAACACCGGACUAGAUAUGGAGACGGUCGCUCUAGAACAACAAAACUCAAGCAUUUCGGAAAGUGCCUUUACUCUGCCAGAAGUUAAUCCAGAACUAAAUCCCAUUGACGCUUUUAACAGCACAUCUACUAUGCAGGAAGAUGAAACAAUAUUUGAAUCAGAACUAAGUGGCACAGACUGUAUGAACAGCACGUCUACUAUGCAGGAAGAUGAAACGAUAUUUGAAUCAGAACUAAGUGGCACAGACUGUAUGAACAGCCCGACAAAUCUGCAGGAAGAUGAAACAAUAUUUGAAUCAGAACUAAGUGGCACAGACU